Gryllus bimaculatus (two-spotted cricket) is the source of this 840-nucleotide messenger RNA. The record is from the annotation of a GenBank genome assembly. NCBI's taxonomy places the organism in Eukaryota, Metazoa, Arthropoda, Insecta, Orthoptera, Gryllidae.
UUCCCAACGACAGUGUACUUCAAAUCAAAUAGAAAAUCAAAUAUAAAAAGUUACGUGGUGGAAUUCUGUCGAAACACAAGUAUUCCUGGAAUAAAGUACCUCGUUGAACCUCAAAGAACACUUUUAGAAAGGUUCGUAUGGUUAUGUGCAAUGGUGUUGUCACUGAUUUUUUGUUCCCAUUUAAUUCUGCAAACGCUGGUGAGUUGGGCUACUUCUCCCGUUAUUUUGGCAAUGGAUCGCUCUAUGAGAUCUGUCUGGCAAAUUCCCUUUCCAGCAGUAACAGUAUGUCCUAUAUCAAAAAUUAGAGCUACAAAAUUUAAAUUCACUGACGUGGCAGCACAUGUCAUAAGGAGCGAAUAUGUUAGUCGAGAAGAGCUUGAGACAUUAUCAGAUGUAGCUUUACAGUGUGAAUAUAUUCCUGACGAUACUCCUGGAAUAUUCAAAAAUUCUUCGGCAGUUGAUAGAAUCGAAGAGUUUGCAUUUGACAUUGACAUGCUAGCAGUGCAUAUGUCAUUUCGAAAUGUCAAGAGGGAUCCACACAUAAUGAAACCAUUACUCACAGAAGAAGGGCUGUGUUAUUCAUUCAACAUGUUGCCUGACACCCAUAUGUUUUCUAGUGACACCUUUCAUGCUUCACGAAAUUAUCUCAAGCACGAUGAUGUCGAAGUUCAGUGGUCCACCAGCAGUGGAUAUUCAUCUUCAGCAGGAUUAAACGCGUACCCUUAUAGAGUUCUGGGAGCAGGCACAAAGGAAAGUCUCAUCUUCGUUCUAAAAGUUGCAAAGGAAGAAAUUGAUGACUGGUGCUCCACUGCAGUCCGUGGUUUCAAGGUGAAUAUUUAA